This is a messenger RNA of Nycticebus coucang (slow loris), 8994 nucleotides long. It is a transcript of the gene NHS, whose product is annotated as NHS actin remodeling regulator. NCBI's taxonomy places the organism in Eukaryota, Metazoa, Chordata, Mammalia, Primates, Lorisidae. The record is from RefSeq and is a predicted model, not a curated record. Bases 250 to 5196 code for a protein of 1648 amino acids. Gene Ontology annotation, biological process: cell differentiation; lens development in camera-type eye. The transcript has 9 exons.
GUGCCCAGUGCUUGUCAUCCUCUCCAGGGAACGAUGCACCCAGAGGAGGCCCGGCAGGACUGAUUUGCUAGGGAGAGGGCGGGGAAGAGGAGGAGGCCAGGUGAACAGAGGAACCCCCUGCGUAUUCUGACUGCCCGAUCGCGCCUUUGCCCCAUUCCUGCCUCCUCCCUGCUCAGGUGGGCGCGCCGGGUCUCGGGUUCACCAGGGGCGCUCGGAGGAGACCAGAAAGUCGCGGCCCGGCUGCGCGGGAUGCCUUUCGCCAAGCGGAUCGUGGAGCCGCAGUGGCUGUGCCGACAGCGGCGCCCGGCGCCCGGCCCAGCUGUGGACCCGAGCGGAGGCAGCAUUGAGCCGCCGCCGCCGCCCCUACAGCCACCCGGCCGGCCCGACGAGGCCGAGGUACCGGGGCCAGAAGAGCCAGCCCGCGCGCCCCCCGCACCUCUCGGGCUGCCACUGCCGCCGCCGUUGCCCGCGCCGGCCGACCUGGCUCAGCUGCCGCACGGAGAGGCACCAGCGGCAGGCGAGGAGAGCGCGGCAGGGGUCCCGGAGGCGGCGCCUGGCACUGGCGAGACAUCCUCGGCAGCGGCCGCGGCCGUGCUGCUCAUGCUGGACCUGUGUGCGGUCAGCAACGCCGCGCUGGCCCGCGUCCUCCGGCAGCUCUCGGACGUGGCCCGGCACGCGUGCAGCCUUUUCCAGGAGCUCGAGAGCGACAUCCAGCUCACCCACCGCCGCGUCUGGGCGCUGCAGGGCAAGCUCGGCGGCGUGCAGCGCGUCCUCGGCACGCUGGACCCCAAGCAAGAGGCAGUGCCCGUCUCCAACCUGGACGUCGAGAGUAAGCUGAGUGUGUACUAUCGCGCACCGUGGCACCAGCAGCGAAACAUCUUCCUCCCGGCCACGAGGCCACCCUGUGUAGAGGAGCUGCACCGCCACGCCCGGCAGAGCCUGCAGGCCCUGCGCAGAGAACACCGGAGCCGGAGCGAUCGUCGAGAGCAGAGAGCAGCUGUCCCCCUUUCCACUGCUGCUCCCCCACUGCCCGCCUACCCUCCAGCUCACAGCCAGAGGAGGCGCGAAGUUAAGGACCGUCACUUCCUAACGUUUAACAGCACCCGUUCGCCCUCCCCCACUGAGUGUUGCCACAUGACCCCAUGGAGUAGAAAGUCCCAUCCCCCGGAGGAUGAAGAUACUGAUGUCAUGUUAGGGCAGAGGCCGAAAAACCCAAUACACAAUAUCCCUUCUACACUGGACAAGCAAACCAACUGGAGCAAAGCACUACCUCUCCCCACGCCGGAAGAGAAGAUGAAACAAGAUGCCCAAGUGAUUUCUUCUUGCAUUAUCCCUAUCAACGUCACUGGCGUUGGUUUCGACAGAGAGGCUAGUAUACGCUGCUCCCUUGUUCAUUCACAAUCCGUUCUCCAGAGGAGACGAAAAUUGAGGAGGAGGAAAACCAUCUCGGGUAUCCCCAGAAGAGUUCAACAAGAAAUAGAUUCUGAUGAAUCACCAGUGGCCAGGGAAAGGAAUGUGAUUGUGCACACAAACCCAGACCCCUCCAACAUUGUCAAUAGAAGGUCCGGAACCAGGGACUCUGAGUGCCAAACUGAGGAUAUUCUGAUUGCUGCCCCAUCCCGAAGGAGAAUCAGAGCUCAAAGGGGUCAGAGCAUCGCUGCUUCCCUCUCCCACUCUGCUGGCAACAUCUCUGCCCUGGCAGACAAAGGAGACACCAUGUUUACUACUACAGUGAGCAGCCGCACAAGAUCUCGGAGCCUUCCCCGGGAAGGCAAUCGAGGUGGGGAUACUGAGCCCAAAGUCGGUACUAAACCCUCAGCAUAUGAAGAGGGAGAGCCUUUUGUGGAUGACCAUGAAGGAAUCCCCAAUGAUUGCAGUGAGGCUCCGAGCAGCCCAAGCACACAGGAACACCAGCCUGCUUUGGGCUUGGCCUGUUCUCAGCAUCUUCACAGCCCCCAGCACAAGUUGAAUGAGAGAGGAAGGUCACGCCUGUCCCGAAUGGGUGCUGACUCUGGCAGUUGUGACAUCUCCUCCAACUCAGACACUUUUGGGAGCCCCAUCCACUGCAUCUCCACGGCUGGGGUCCUCCUCAGCAGCCACAUGGACCAGAAAGAUGAGCACCAGUCAUCCAGUGGCAACUGGAGUGGGAGCAGUUCCACGUGUCCUUCACAGACCUCAGAGACAAUCCCUCCUGCAGCUUCUCCUCCCCUGACUGGCUCUUCGCACUGUGACUCAGAAUUGUCACUAAACACAGCUCCUCAUGCCAAUGAGGAUGCCAAUGUCUUUGUGACAGAGCAGUACAAUGACCAUCUGGAUAAAGUGAGAGGCCACCGGGCAAACUCUUUCACCUCUACUGUUGCGGAUCUGCUGGAUGACCCCAACAACAGCAACACAAGUGACAGUGAGUGGAAUUACCUACACCACCAUCAUGAUGCCUCCUGCCACCAGGAUUUCAGCCCUGAGCGUCCCAAGGCAGACAGCCUAGGCUGCCCGAGCUUCACAAGCAUGGCCACUUAUGACAGCUUCCUGGAAAAGUCUCCAUCGGACAAAGCAGACACUAGCUCUCACUUUUCGGUAGACACAGAGGGAUACUAUACCUCCAUGCACUUUGACUGUGGUCUCAAAGGUAAUAAGAGCUAUGUCUGUCACUACACAGCCCUGGGCCCAGAGAAUGGUCAGGGUGUUGGGGUUCCUCCUGGUCUUCCGGACUGUUCCUGGCAGGACUAUUUAGACCAUAGGAGGCAGGGAAGACCGAGCAUCUCUUUCAGGAAACCAAAGGCAAAGCCGACCCCACCUAAACGUAGCUCAUCAUUGAGGAAGUCUGAUGGAAACACAGACAUUUCUGAGAAGAAAGAAGCAAAGAUAAGCAGUGGUCAGCACCUGCCUCACAGUUCCAGGGAGAUGAAGCUGCCUCUCGAUUUCUCCAACACGCCUUCUCGAAUGGAAAAUGCCAAUCUUCCCACCAAGCAGGAACCUUCUUGGAUAAACCAGAGUGAACAUGGCAUUAAAGAACCUCAGUUAGACACUUCAGAUAUUCCACCAUUCAAAGAUGAAGGUGCUGAAUCAACUCACUAUGCAGACCUCUGGCUUCUAAAUGACUUGAAAACAAAUGAUCCAUAUAGAUCUCUAUCUAAUUCAAGCACUGCUACGGGUACCACAGUUAUUGAAUGCAUCAAAUCUCCAGAGAGCUCUGAAUCCCAAACAUCCCAGUCAGAAUCAAGAGCCACCACCCCAUCUCUUCCUUCUGUGGACAAUGAGUUUAAACUGGCUUCUCCAGAAAAGCUGGCUGGCUUGGCAUCUCCAUCAAGUGGCUACUCGAGCCAGUCUGAAACGCCAACAUCCUCUUUCCCAACAGCUUUCUUUUCAGGCCCACUGUCUCCUGGAGGUAGCAAAAGAAAACCUAAAGUCCCAGAGAGGAAAUCCUCACUCCAGCAACCCUCUUUAAAAGAUGGAACUAUCUCACUGAGUAAAGAUCUUGAACUUCCAAUUAUACCUCCUACCCAUCUUGACCUAAGUGCUCUUCAUAGUGUCUUGAACAAACCAUUCCACCACCGUCAUCCAUUGCAUGUUUUUACUCAUAAUAAGCAGAAUACUUUAGGAGAAACACUGAGGUCUAAUCCUCCGCCGUCCCUUGCCAUUACGCCAACAGUCCUGAAAUCUGUUAACCUUAGGUCUAUCAAUAAGUCUGAAGAAGUUAAGCAAAAAGAGGGCAACAAUACAAAUCUCCCCUACGUAGAGGAAAACACUCUGACAAUGACGGUCUUGUCUCCGAGUAAGAUUCGGCCACAAACAGCAAAGAAAUCAGUCUCACAUCAGUACUCCACUGAAGACACCAUACUGUCCUUUUUAGACCCCUCUGCAGUUGAGAUAGGACCAGAUAAAAUACAUUUAGAAAAAAGUUCUACUUUUGAUGUGAAGAAUGAUUGUGAUCCAGAAAACAUACCCUCAGCUGGUAGCAAUCUCCUAGAUUCAAAUGUCGCAAAAGACCAAAUACACACGGAAAGUGAGCCUAUUCCAGAAAACACACCAAGUAAAAACUGUGAUUUUUCCGCAGAAGGAUUUCAGAAAGUCUCUGCUGCCCGCCCAACUGAUUUGGAUGCUACAAUAAUACACUAUGGAGCUGGUCCAGAUGGAGCCCUAGAACAGAUACAGAAGGCGCCCUCUGUAGGUCGAGAGGAAGCUGCACUACCCGAAUCUGUGGAUGUAAUCACAUCUCAGUCAAACGCACCAGCUAGAACAACAGACAUAAGUAAGCAACUUAAGCAUCAACUUGCUAUGAGCCGCCACCACGACAAAGUGCCUGGGAAUAUCAACUAUGAAUCAGAGAUAUCACCUGUAAAUUCAUUCCCUGAAAAAUGUUCUGAGCAGGAAAAUAUUGCUUCAGGUAUUUCAGCCAAAAGUGCCUCUGAAAACAGCAGACCAGAGGAGACCCAUGGAAGUGUAGACGAGGCUUCACUGAAAGAAUCAUCACCAAGCGAUGACUCCAUCACUUCACCACUUAGUAAAGACUCUCAAGCGGAAGCAGAUGGGGUGUUUGUGUCUCCAAACAAACCUCGAACGACUGAGGAUUUAUUCGCAGUCAUUCACAGAUCCAAGAGGAAAGUCCUUGGAAGAAAAGAUUCUGGGGACAUGCCUGUUCGAAGCAAAUCGAGAGUUCCCCUCGGCGGUAACAGCAGUGGUACCGGCUCCGUCACUUCACCCAGCAACACUGUGACCACCGCCAACAGCCAGAGGUCUCCUGGUCUCAUCUACCGGAAUGCCAAAAAGUCCCACACAUCAAAUGAAGAAUUUAAGCUGUUACUCCUCAAGAAAGGCAGUCGCUCGGAUUCCAGUUACCGCAUGUCUGCCACUGAGAUCCUGAAGAGUCCCAUCCUGCCCAAACCUCCCGGGGAGCUCACAGCAGAGUUCCCUCAAAGCACUGAAGAUGCCCACCAGGGGUCACCCGGGGCCGAGGCAUUGUCCCCACUCUCUCCAUGCUCCCCACGAGUGAAUGCAGAAGGGUUUUCCUCAAAGAACUUUGCCACCUCAGCAUCGGCAAGAGUUGGCCGUUCCCGAGCCCCUCCUGUGGCCAGCAGCAGCCGCUACAGUGUCCGCUGCCGACUGUACAACACGCCCAUGCAAGCGAUCUCUGAGGGAGAGACAGAAAAUUCCGACGGCAGCCCACACGAUGACCGCUCCUCCCAGAGCUCCACAUAGGCUGCCUGUGCCCAGCUGCCUGUCAAAUGCCCAAACCCUUACUCAUAUGAGGCUGUGGAACAGAACAGAGGACUUGGGAGAAGUUGCAGCAAGAUGGGGUAGCAUCACUGCUUAGCAAUGAAUUUCUAAAUACAGUAUCUGCUGGGGAAAAGUGGUUUAGUCAUUCUCGAUUAGUUUCCAUGUGUUAGGUAGCUACAGUAUCUUUCAUGUUUUUCUUUAGCAUAGUUUGAUUUAUCCAGUCUCCUUCCUUGUGAUAAUAGAGCAUAUGAAAAUGUCUAAUUUUCAUGAAACUUGGAAGAGGUUUUCCCAGAGCUGCCUAUUCAGAAAAUAAAACCCUCACUGUCAUGAUUCUUUAAGAAGAUGAAAUUACUCUGGAGGUUUGGUAUUUUUUUACAUUAAAACAAACUAAAGCAAAAUUUAGAAGAAAGAACUACACAUAUGUAAAUACCAUAUUUUUGAUAAAAAUGUGUAAAUAGAUUUAUCAAUGAUGAGUGGACAUGUGGUCAAUUACCUACCGCACACCAACUGUUUAUAGAACACACAAAAAUAAAGUGUAAUAACUGUAUUCUGUGAAUACCAUUUUCAUAUCAAAUACCAUACUUAAAUGUCCACCAAUAUGAUUUCUGAGCGGUAAACCUCAAAUAUGAAUUUUAAACUGGUGAAAUAAAGGAAAUUUUGAGGUCAUAUACUGAAAUGUGAUUAAUUUAAAAUAAUGAAUUCAGACCUAUCAUUUUUGUGACAAAUUCUGGCACCAAACAAGCUAAUAGCAACUUGUGGCUGUGAUCUGCCACGCAGUAAUUCGGACAGAAUGAAAAGCAUGCUUUGAUUUUUGUAAUAUGCAUUUUUUUGAGACAGAGUUUCACUUUGUUGCCCUGGGUAGAACACCGUGAUGUCAUAGCUCACAGUGCACUCUUGGGCUCAAGUGAUCCUCUUGCCUCAGUCUUGCAUUUUUAGUAGAGACGGGGGUCUCCCUUUUGCUCAGGCUGGUCUCAAACUCAAUGAGCUUAAGCAAUCCACCCGCCUCAGCCUCCCAGAGUGCUAGGAUUACAGGCAUGAGCCACCGCACCUGGCUUCUUUUGAUUUUUUUUGAAUCAGUGAGAGAAGUCAUCAUUCUCAACACAAAGCCCUGAACAGCAUAUGACAGUGUCCUUUAGACUUUAAUUUUUUCGAUGGAUUGCUUUAAAGAGAAUGAGUAGGGAAAACAGUAGUUAAUUUUAGGUUAUGUUUUAUAUUAGGCUACUGGGGAGGUGAACAGUCAUAAUCUAAUGACUACAAUCUUUACUCCUUAAUCAGUUUAGCAGUUAGCUCCAGGUUCUUAAACUAAGAAAAAUAAAACCUAAGCAUGCCACAGAGCUAUUGAUUUAUCAGUAAGUACCUGUAAUGAGUUUUCAGUGAAGCUUUCUCUCUGUGCUGAUGAGAUUCAUGCUACCUAAAAAUUAACAGAAAUGACACUGUGAACAAUGUAGUUGGGAAAUAGGUAUGUGUAUAUGCAUUAUUUAUAGUCAUUGUUAAACUGGGAAUGGGGAACAGCUCUGGUUCACGAUGCUAUAUACAACUGAGUUUUUGGUUUUACUAUAUAGUAUCUGCUUGAUGGCAAAAGGGGAGGGUGGUGGGUGGGAGAGGAAACAUCAGGGCAAGUGCUCUGAUAAAAUGAAGGCAGGGAAACAAGCUGAAUUACUUGAAACUACUUGAAUUUCUUGUCUUAAAACUGAAAAAAAAAAAAAAAAAAGAGCUACAAGUUGAAAUCUGCCAAGUGGUUUUUACACCUUGGAUUGUAACAUGAACUAAUGCUGUUUAGAAUCAAAUGUCAGAAAUAUAAGCAGCUAUAUACUUAGAAUAGGUUUUGAAUGGAAGAGCUAGAAAGUAGAGAGAAUUAAGAAGGAUCUGACCUAUAAAAGACUAGAAUGUGAUUAGAAUGAUAGAACAUACAAAGCUUACCAAGAAACUGACAAGCAGCUGGCUUUAAGCUUCUGCAAGUGGUAGUUGGGAAAGUAGCAGGUGUGAAAGGGGGUUUGGGGUUUGGAUUAAUUCAUGCAAAAUGAAGGAGGAAGCCUGGUCUAAGAAAAUACUGUCUUUCAAUAGAAAUACUUUCUAAAAUGCUACAGAUAAAGAAUUUAGAGAAUUUGAUUGCUGUUGGUGUUUUGUUUGUUUGGAAAGAAAAAAAGUGGCUUCUUCUUCUUCUAUUUGUUUUUCACUACCAAAUUGUGUUACUAAAUUUCUUGUCAUCCUUGUAUGUAAAUUGGGUGCUGGGGGUGGAGGGGGUAGAGGAGGAGGGAGAGAGUGACAGAAAAAGAGAGAGAGAGAGAGUGUGUGUGUGUGUGUGUUCCUUUGUGCGUGCAUGUGUGCACGGGUGCUGGGGAUAGAUAAGCUACCUGGUAAAGGGUUUGAACAUUUACGAAGUGUUAUACUUUUUAUUGAAAGAAAAAUGUUUUGGGGUUUGAAAAUACGGACCAUCAUUUCUCAUUGGAACCCAUUAGUUAAGAAAACCAGCAUGGUUUGACACCACAUGGGAACAUGAAUAAAUCUGACUCAUGCUUUGAAAAGUACACUUUGCAAAAUUUUAAAAGUAAAGUUUUUAGACAAAUAUGAUAAGAAACUGUCAUUUCCAGUCACUGUAGGUGAUCUUUUGUAAUUUUCAUAAAAGCAGUUCGUUUGCAGUAUGGCUUUUGUGUAGUUAGGGGUUUUUUAAGCGUAAAGAAAGGUUUGUGGGCUUUAAAAGUGAUUCUAAAUCUUGAAUAGACAAUACAUGAAUUGGCUUUAAUAAAAAUGUCACCAUUUUAUUAUUGACAUUAAUUUAAGUAAUGGUACCAUAUAUAUUUUAAAAUACAUAUUGACUUGAAUUGUGAGGCAAUAAGAUACCUUCUAUAUGUAAUGAUCACAGAAUUAACCCUUAUAAUAUAGUUUUACUUAUUUUGUUUACUCUAAAAAUCUAUAGCAGAGUUUCUCUAUUUUAUAUUUCCUAGAUUUUAAAAAACCCAAAUAGAGAUGGAAUUUAAAUUCACUGUGGAAAAUAGUAUUAAGCAACAAACUGAGAAAAAAGCAAGAAAUUCCUUAAUAAUCUGAAAUAUCCUACAUGGUUUUAUACAUAGCAAAAAAGACCAAGAUUUAGGGCUGUCUUUAACAUCACUGCCGUCUGGAAGCAGGGUACACACAUUAGGUAUAGUGAAGAACAUCAACCUGAACUUUUCUUCUGUUGUUUGCACUGAUGCUAUUUUUUUUUUUUGUUCUUUUAUGUUUAUACAACAUGUCUAUCAUGUCUAUGUUGUGGGGGGGAUUUUUUUCCUUUGAUUCUGCUUUGAUUUUUUUUAAAUUUUGGUUUAUUUUUGGCUAAGUAGAGGUCAUGAACUAGUUGUAGCAAACAAAACAUGCUGUUUGCUCUUGCCAAAGGUCAGUGAGUAUGUUUGCUACAGCGGUAGCACUUAAAGAACUAGAUCAUAACCAAGAUUUAAAACAAUGAAGAAGGUCACAGUGUAACUAUUUUGGUACUAGAACCAGUUCAUGCUGGCCGAAAAGACAAUGGUUUAUGGACUUGCAUCCAUUUUGUAUUUUUGUAAUAUUUGUAAAUACGAACUUUUUAAAUUGUUGGAAAGAUGGUUUCUUUUGUAAGAUGUUUUCAACGUUUACAUUCAAUCCAAGCCUUUGUAUAUUUUAGAGCUGUGCAACACUUUAAGUCUUGUAUUUAUUUUUAGUAAAAACGGUGACAGUUUCAUUGUGAACCCCUCAAAAAAAUGUAUCAGAAAAGUUUGAUUACCUAGAAAGUGUGUAUAGAAACUGCAAAUAAACGUGACUGCAAUUAAA